Eufriesea mexicana is the source of this 3163-nucleotide messenger RNA. RefSeq names its product filamin-A. The coding region runs from base 282 to 2795 and encodes 837 amino acids. The transcript has 9 exons. Lineage: Eukaryota; Metazoa; Arthropoda; Insecta; Hymenoptera; Apidae. The record is from RefSeq and is a predicted model, not a curated record. Gene Ontology annotation, molecular function: actin filament binding. Gene Ontology annotation, biological process: actin cytoskeleton organization.
GUUCCGUGACGACCACCGUCCUAGCUGGUUCCUGCUGCUUCUAUGUUACUGCUAAACGCUUUAACGCGCAGAUUAAGGCCUCAGAGGAAUACCGGGAGCACAGCACCCAUAAGACACACAGAGCCAAGAAGACUAGGCAAAAACAGGAGCAACACGUUGUAAAGCAACACAGUUCCACUGUCCAAGAGAGUUCUAGUGUAUCGAAGAAGAAUUUCAACCUUAUUCGACUGAACAACAUCCCCUUACCGUCGCCAGGUGGCACUGUUACAUCCGAAGUGAAAAUGCCAAGCGGGAACAUGGACAAGCCAGUAAUCGAAGAUAAUCACGAUGGUACAGUGUCUCUGAGGUACGAUCCUAAAGAGGAAGGACAACAUGAAAUUUCGGUGAAGUUCAAUGGCGAACAUGUUCAAGGUUCACCGUUCAAAUUCCACGUGGACUCCUUAGCAAGCGGUUAUGUGACAGCAUAUGGUCCAGGCUUGAUAUAUGGGGUUUGCGGCGAGCCCGGAAACUUCACCAUUUCCACAAAAGGCGCAGGAGCUGGUGGCCUAUCACUAGCCGUUGAAGGACCUGGCAAAGCUGAGAUCUCCUUUUACGACAAUAAGGAUGGCACAAUUUCAGUUUCGUACUUACCGACUGCCCCAGGAGAAUAUAAAAUCAGUGUUAAAUUCGGUGAUAAACACAUCCGGGGUAGCCCAUACGUUGCUAAAAUCACAGGUGAGGGUCGGAAAAGGAAUCAAAUCUCAGUCGGUUCAUCCAGUGAAGUCCAAUUACCUGGUAAAGUGACAGAUUCCGACGUAAGGUCCCUAAAUGCAUCCAUCACGGCACCUAGCGGACUCGAGGAACCGUGUUUCUUAAAAAUGCUACCAAACGGUAACAUGUGCGUUUCCUUCACUCCGCGAGAGGCUGGCGAACAUACAGUCGCGGUGAAGAAAAUGGGCAAACAUAUCCAGAACUCGCCAUUCAAGAUUGACGUAAAAGAUCGCGAAGUCGGCGACGCGAAAAAGGUAAAAGUGUCUGGUGCUGGCUUAAAGGAAGGUAAAACUCACGUAGAGAACACGUUCUCCAUCGACACGAGGAACGCCGGUUUCGGUGGUCUUUCCUUGUCACUGGAAGGACCAAGUAAAGCAGAGAUUCAGUGCAAAGACAACGAGGAUGGCACGCUAAAUAUCUCGUACAAGCCAACAGAGCCUGGCUACUACAUUAUAAACUUGAAAUUCGCCGACCAUCACGUGGAAGGUUCGCCAUUCACAGUGAAAGUGACUGGAGAGGGUAGUAAUCGUCAGAGAGAGAAGAUCCAAAGGCAGAGGGAAGCUGUACCAAUCACAGAAGUUGGCAGUCAAUGUAAACUAACGUUUAAGAUGCCUGGUAUCACCUCGUUUGAUCUUGCCGCGACAGUCACCUCCCCAGGAGGAGUAACCGAGGACGCAGAGAUCAAGGAAGUCGAAGAUGGUCUGUACGCGGUGGCGUUCGUACCGAAAGAACUUGGGGUGCACACGGUCUCCGUUCGUUACAAGGAGAUGCAUAUCCCUGGAUCACCCUUCCAAUUCACCGUUGGUCCAUUGAGGGAUGGUGGUGCACAUAGAGUACAUGCUGGUGGUCCUGGUUUAGAGAGAGGAGAACAGGGUGAACCAUGUGAAUUCAAUAUCUGGACCAGAGAGGCUGGAGCUGGUACCCUUGCUGUGUCUGUGGAAGGACCUAGUAAGGCUCAGAUUGACUUCAAAGAUAGGAAGGAUGGCAGUUGUUACGUUAGCUACGUCGUUUCUGAACCUGGCGAAUACAGGGUAGGAAUAAAGUUCAACGAUCAACAUAUUCCCGAUUCCCCGCACAAGGUUUACGUAUCACCGGCGAUGGGCGAUGCUCAUAAGCUCGAAGUGGCGCAAUUUCCGGAAUCCGGCGUGCAACCCGACAAGCCAGCCACUUUCCUUGUUCGCAAAAAUGGUGCCAAGGGUGAACUUGAUGCGAAGAUUGUCUCUCCCAGCGGUGUUGAAGAUGAUUGCUUCAUUCAAGGCAUCGAUCCUGAUACUUAUUCGGUACGAUUUAUGGCGCGAGAAAAUGGUAUUCAUAAUAUCCAUGUAAAGUUCAAUGGAGUUCAUAUACCGGGUAGUCCGUACCGUAUUAAAGCCGGUAAAGUAGAUGCCGAUCCAGCCGCGCUACAAGCUUAUGGUAACGGUUUAAAAGAGAUUAAAACCGGCCAAAAGACAGAUUUUAUCAUUGAUACCUGCAAUGCUGGAAGUGGCGCAUUGAAUGUAACUGUUGAUGGACCGAGCAAAGUUGCAAUGGACUGUACGGAAGUUGAAGAGGGCUACAAAGUUAGGUACACACCAUUGGUACCUGGUGAUUAUUACAUAAGCAUCAAAUACAAUGGAUAUCACAUUGUAGGUUCACCAUUCAAAGUUCCUUGUACUGGUGCGGAUCUUGCAGAGAGAGGCGCUCAAGAAACAAGUUCAAUUGUAGUUGAAACUGUUCAAAAAAUUUCAAAAGCGAAACAAACCGGACCAAUUUUACCUCUUUUCAAAUCAGAUGCUAGCAAGAUUACAAGCAAAGGAAUGGGUCUGAAAAAGGCAUACCUGGGCAAACAAAAUCAAUUUAUCGUAAACGCUAGUGAUGCCGGUAACAAUAUCCUGUAUGUUGGUGUAUAUGGACCUAAAGGACCAUGCGAUGAGGUCUUUGUGAAGCACACAGGUCGCAAUAAUUACAAUGUGAGCUAUUUGGCUCGUGAAAGAGGAGAAUAUAUUGUCAUUGUAAAAUGGGGUGAUGAACAUAUCCCUGGGUCGCCAUACAAAGUCGAAGUAUAAAUAAACGUGUCUUAAACGGAAAGAAUAAGCUGAAAAUACGAUUCUAACAAAACUCUGCGAUAACGUAACGAUACGAAGCAAAGUUAUCGCAGAGUUUUAUUGGGAUCGUAUUUUCAGCUUGUUCUUAUAUAAUAUAAUUUAAGCUACUUAGCUUCGCCCUUCAAUAAUAUAGAUAUUAUUGAAUCCGAAAUGAUAAACAAAAGUGAAAAUAAUAUGAACGCGUUAAGUCACGAUAGCAAAAAAGUCAAUUAUUGUUAUUUGUGAAAUAAGAGAGACUACUUUUAUUUGAGGAAUAAGAAACACCAAUUAUGCCUUAUAUUCUAGUUUGAGAUACUUGUCCUACUGAAGUGCGUUCUAUACAUGCAUAU